Molecule: messenger RNA, 1936 nt
Organism: Pogonomyrmex barbatus (red harvester ant)
Lineage: Eukaryota; Metazoa; Arthropoda; Insecta; Hymenoptera; Formicidae
Biological process (GO): purine nucleobase metabolic process
Molecular function (GO): hydroxyisourate hydrolase activity
Source: RefSeq, a predicted model, not a curated record
CGUCAACAGGCACGCCCUUGCGACGCGCCGCCAUUUUGAUGACCGAGGCUGAGGCUAAACGGAAAGGCAGCUCGUAACAUCGGCGCACAGCGCACAGUAACAUCGGCGUCCGCCAUUUCGCUAGGGAGUUCGAUACUAGAAGCACGGCCUAGAGAUCGUCGUCCUGUCGCGUUCUUCGGAUUUCCAUCCGCACGAAGUGACCGGUCGCGGAAAGAAAGAACUAUUUUAGUAAUUUUACGCCUCGAUCUUUGAUUUGGCUUGAAUAUUCCCGGCGUAAUUUAGAGAGUUAGAAAGAAACGUGCCGAGGCAUGGAGAAGUCGCCGCGACCCGUGGCAAUCAUCGGUCCCGACCAGACGGUGAUAUGCGCGAACCUGCUGACUACGCCGCCCCCGCGGCUGACUCCAACCGGGAAGAUUAGCCACGCGAAGACUCGAGUUUAUACGCAACGCUAUAGGAAGGAAUGGGAACAGAUGUCUGAUUUCAAAGGAUGGUUGACUUCAGUGCCCUGUCAACCAACUCGUGCUUAUUGUUUAUAUUGCAAGAAAAAUCUUCACGCACAUCGUUUGUCACUGCUGAAACAUACAUGUACGAUGAAACAUCAGCGUUCGGCUUUAGCACACGAAUUGGAAGAAAAACAAGCACGGAAAGCAGAAGCCGAAGCACCCGAAGUAGCGCUUAUAGAAGAAGUUGAGAUUGCUGUAGUUAAUAUGGAACAGGAAGGAGAAAAAGAAAUUGAGGAUAGCCAAUCCAGUGAAGAUUCUAAAUCUGUAAUAAAGAAAAUCAAAUUAAUGCCUGAGCAAAAAUGUCGAGAUCCUUUGGCAGAGGCUAUGGCCCAUGUUCAUAAUGAAUAUCUCGAGGAAGAAGAGGACAAUAUCCAGAUGGAGAUGGUAGUGGAAUCAGCUAAUGAUGACAUGCCCAGUCUACAAAUUGAAUCGGAUGAUAUUGAGAAAACACCAAAAUUACAGGAAGAUGAGAAACUGGAUAUUAAAAUCAAUAAGAAUGACAAAGUUCUUGAAGAUGACAUUAAAGACUCUCUUGUUGUAAACUCAUCAUUACCGGUAUUGAAUACAUCUUAUCAGACAAGUAUCUUGACAAAUACUGUACCUACUCAGAAUGCGAUGAGUUUUGUGCCAAUCACGCCAAAUAUGAAAACUUCAAAGACUAUUACUUUGAUGUGCGGUAACAAAACAUUUACAUUAACUGGUGGUACUUUUCAACCGGGUACACAAUAUGUAUUGACCAAACUUAAGGGUAAGCCUGGCACAGUAAUGUUGACUGAUCAAAAGAAGGUCAUCCCGUUAAAUGAGUCAGACAAAACUAUAAUAGAACCAGUUGUGUCCGACAACAAUCAGUCGUCGACUGUUCCUGACACUAGUCAACAAUCAACUGUUGUCAAUCAACAAUUGCCUGGCCCCAAAUCAUCUAAAAAGAAUACUGUUUUGGGAAAACAAUCGAUAAAAACCACACCGUCGAAAAAGUUGCGCAUUUCUACAUAUGUUGUUGAUAAUGUUAAAGGACUUCCAAUUAGCGGAUUGCAAGUUAGCUUAUACAAACUGAUGGAUGGUAAAUGGACUUUUUUGAAUGAGAACAAUACAAAUGUUGAUGGCCAUUGUAAUGAUUUGGUGGAGAAAGUGAAUGGAACAAUUGGCCGUUAUAAAAUACAUUUUGACGUUGAUAAGUAUUUUACAUUGAAAAGAGUAGAUACUAUGUUUCCGUUUGUGGAGGUUGUAUUUGAUGUGAGAAACACAAAUGCUCACUAUCAUAUACCUCUUUUAUUGAGUCCAUUUGGUUAUACAAUCUAUCGAGGCACAUAAAUAAGAUAUUCUAUUGAAUAUAUUUCCUUUUACACAAAGGGAAAUGCGGGUAAACAAGUUUUAUUUCAGUUUAUUUUUAAAAAUAUGAACUAUUUUUACACUGUAAAAAUAGUUAAAAUAAA